This is a messenger RNA of Paramuricea clavata, 2487 nucleotides long. Lineage: Eukaryota; Metazoa; Cnidaria; Anthozoa; Malacalcyonacea; Plexauridae. The record is from the annotation of a GenBank genome assembly.
UCGUUGUAGGGCAAUGAUGAUGACAGCGUGCGAUGUCUCCGCAAUCACCAAACCUUGGCCCAUACAACAAACUGUAAGUAAUAUUAUGCAACUAAUAAUUAAUGACAGGAUAAUGAGGUAACACGCAAAAGGACUGGGAUUAGUUGUCAAAUAGAAAUACUUUUUUGGGAAUCCUCCAUUCUCGUAUCCAGAGCCCUUGGGGCAUCCUCGUUCGCCGAGAAGUCCUGGGAACCAACGAAGACAAAAGAAAAAAGAGAUUAUUAAAGACAGUAUAUAUAUAAGAUUUAUUGCUCGUUUCAAGUCCUUUGGCGUCGCGUAAAAUAAACAGCAGCGUAAGCCCGACCUCCAAGGCGAAACAAAAGAAAUUUGAAAAUAACAUUCAUAAAAAUAUUUUAAUUUUCAAAUCAUCUCACAUUUCAGGUCGCUAAAUUGGUCGCGAGUGAGUUCUUUGAACAAGGAGAUAUUGAAAGAGAUGAACUAAAAAGUGAACCAAUGGUGAGUAUUUCUAUGAAACUGAAGGCCAAAUGUUGACGUUUUUUUAUUUUAAUGUUACCCUAAUCCGAGGAAUUCACAGUCCUGAACAGUAACCUUAAUCCUAAUGCUAAUCCUUGUCACAUCCUUUCGGGAUGAGAAAGUUGCAAAAACGUUGUGUUUGGCUAGCCGAGAAAUUAAAGAGCCUAAAAAUGUUUUAUACAACCACUACUGAUUUCGAGCUAUGCAGUUUCUUCCACCGUACUUAUAGUUAGACUUACUAAAAAGACUCGCUAUGUUUGUCAUUCUCUAUUUUUAAGCCAAUGAUGGACAGGAAGAAGAAAGAUGACCUCCCUAAAAUGCAAGUUGGAUUCAUAGACGCCAUAUGUUUACCAAUUUACAAGGUCAGACAAUAAGUUCAAGAAGAUACUGUUGCAUUCUUCUGUGAUUUCGUUGUCGACCUAUUGUUGAAUCUCUUCAAAACUAUUUUCUUCGCUCGCCACCUUCGUUUAAGUAAAUGAAUGCAAUCCAAUAAGUUACAUUUUCGGCCCAAAUGUGGUAGAAAUUUCCGCACGUAAUACAAAAGUAUACAAAAGUUGCGAACUUUGCAAGGCUAUUUUUUCCGCGUUUUACAACAUUUCGCAACCAAACGUUGCAAUUAUUGUACUCAUUUUAGUAUGUUGUUUCUGGCUGUGGUGAUUUAUUUGCAUCUCCUUGCCAAGUUUUAAAAUUAGUCUAUAGUGGGAAUUGUCCAUUGUUUUGGUGUUUUAUGACCAAUCUAUAUUUAUGUUAUAGCUCAUGACGGAAGUGGAUGCAAAUCUGUCACCAUUACUGGAUGGUGUCACGAGCAAUCGUCAAAACUGGCAAACCUUGGCAGAUGAUGUCACACUCAACGUAGAAGGUAAAAUGUAAGAACUGCAACAUAUACAUCAAUCCCCAGUUAUUAUGAUUGGGUUAGGGGGGGGGGGGGCGUACAUUAUUUGAAAAUUACUCGAGAUUUCUAUCUCGAUGGCUGAAAAGAGAGACUUCGUAUUUUGUACACUCUGUAUAAAGAAUACGAUGUAAUAUUGAAUAAAUGAUUAACUAGACAUUGCCUUAGGUUUUGUAGGGCGAAAACUUCUGAAUUAUAUUUGAGUUUCAGAAUGACAUUUCAAAACCUUAAACACUUUCUUCAAUAUAGAUUCAAUGAGUAAUGACUUUGAUUCUAACAACUCGAGUUCGCAACUUGAGCAAAAACCUGAAAAUAACAACAAUAACCAUGCCACAGAAAGUGCAGAACUUUUGGAAGAGCCGACACAUCAUAACAACAACAACAACAACAAUAUCAAAGAGAACAAUAUUGUAUCUGAGACAAAAUCUCCCUCUCCUCACAACGACAAUGUAGUUGUAGUAAAUGUAGUUCCUUCUAAUGGGAGUAAAACAUCUCUUCGCGACUCAAAGAAAAACAAGACAUCAAAGACGUCUUCGAAAACUUGCUGUUUACUAUAACACGGAAGAUUUACUUGGUCGGAGGGAGAAAAUCCCAAAAAAUUGGUUGGUAGAAGAUGGAUGGAGGAGAUGUAAUUUUGAGAAAGGGGACAAUACCAACUUUCGUAUUACAUUUUAAUUAAAGGUGCGUUAGGAGGGUGGGGUUGAUAAUCAUCUUUCCCUGCAAUAGCGAACUGAAUUGCAAAGAACACAAUGCAAUUCACAGUUGGAACCGGGUUCCCAAGUUUGUGUCUGUACAACCUCUGAAGUAAAUUGGAUACAUACGGCAUGCCAAGCUGAAAACAGUAAAACACCACAUUUAUCAGAAAAUGUUGUUUCGCCAAGCCAACCGUCCGGAAGAUAUAUUACCAUGAUGCACGAAUAAGGACAACUGAACAAACAAUACAUUCACCAAGGGAAACCAAGGGAAUGUUUGUCAAGCCAACCAAACUGAAUAUCUGAGCACCAUCGUCGUUGCCUUUUAAUGAAAUAUAUGAAGAAGGAAUGAUACUUGUAAAUUUUGUAUAUUUUUGUAAAAAGUGAAAAUCC